This is a messenger RNA of Lynx canadensis (Canada lynx), 2425 nucleotides long. Its product is annotated as transcription factor CP2-like protein 1. The record is from RefSeq and is a predicted model, not a curated record. The transcript is spliced from 14 exons. NCBI's taxonomy places the organism in Eukaryota, Metazoa, Chordata, Mammalia, Carnivora, Felidae. Gene Ontology annotation, biological process: regulation of transcription by RNA polymerase II. Bases 49 to 1539 code for a protein of 496 amino acids. Gene Ontology annotation, cellular component: nucleus. Gene Ontology annotation, molecular function: DNA-binding transcription activator activity, RNA polymerase II-specific; RNA polymerase II cis-regulatory region sequence-specific DNA binding.
CUAGUGCCGAAGUCUCUGUCACGCAGCUGGCUCUGCUCCCUUUCCAAGAUGCUAUUUUGGCACAACCAGCCAGAGCACCUGUGGCCCAGUCCUGGGGAACUGUACCCCGGGCCUCCAAGUGGCUUACUCAGGGAGUCCCUGCCCUUGCCCUACCUGAAGCAGGAAGAGCUGCACAACAUCCCCAGCUCGGAGCCUCCCUGCCCCACCUUCCAGUAUGUGCUCUGUGCAGCCACCUCGCCGGCAGUGAAGCAGCAGGAGGAGACCCUCACCUACCUGAACCAGGGCCAGUCCUAUGAGGUGCAGAUGCUCUGCAACCCCAAGCUGGGUGAUACUACCCAGUGGGCCCGGCUGUUGAAGAGUGUGGUGCGUGUGGUUUUCCAUGACCGGCGCCUGCAGUACACGGAGCAGCAACAGCUGGAUGGGUGGAGGUGGAGCCGGCCAGGGGACCGCAUCCUGGACAUCGAUGUGCCACUGUCCGUGGGGGUGAUAGAGCCCCAAGUGCUGCCCUCACAGCUCAACACGGUGGAAUUUCAUUGGGACCCGACCAAGAGGACCUCCCUCUUCCUGCAGGUUCACUGCAUCAGCACCGAGUUCACUCCUCGGAAAAAAGGUGGAGAGAAAGGUGUCCCCUUCCGCCUCCAGAUUGACACUUUCAAGCCCAGUGACAAGGAGCUGCCGCCUGAGCACCUGCACUCAGCUGGCUGCCUCAUCAAGGUGUUCAAGCCCAAAGGAGCUGACCGGAAGCUGAAAACAGACCGGGAGAAGAUUGAGAAACAGCCCCUUCACGAGAGAGACAAGUAUCAGGCUGCCAGUGAGACUACGGUCUUCCUGGAGUGUUCACCGUGGCCAGAUCCCAGUGCAGGGCCCCACCCGCCUCUCAGCCCUCUUGCCCUCACCUCUCCCCACGCCUGCAAGCUCCUGUCCACGGAGAGGCUCUGCUCCUCCCCACCGUUCGCCUUGGACACCUUGGGGGGCAGCCCCGCUGAGGAUCUGAGCCCUGGAGCCUCCAUCCUAGAGACACAGCAGUGGUUGCACCGGCACCGGUUCUCCAGCUACUGCCGGAUGCUGGCCAACUUCACUGGCACUGAUCUGCUGAAGCUUACCCGCCGGGACCUUAUCCAGAUAUGUGGGGCUGCCGAUGGGAUCCGCCUUUUCAAUACUCUUAGAGCCAGGCCCAUCCGUCACCGGCUGACUUUAUAUGUGGCUCAGGAGGCCUCUAGGCAAGAGAAUGAGGUUCCUAAGAACCCUGACUCAGGCUUUUAUCAAGAGAUCUCUCUAGAUGAACUCAGUGUUGUAGAGCUGAAGGGGAAACUGGCUGAGCUCUUGGCCCUCCCAGCCAAUCAGAUCCACCGCCUUUUCCACCAGGGCCCUGGGGGCAUCCUCAUUCUCCUUGGUGACCAGGUGGUUCAGAAUCUUAAGGAUGAAUCAUACUUUGUGGCUGUGGUGAAAAAAGGUAGGAGUUUUAGGGGGAGAAGAGUGUGUCUGUCAGGCUCUAGAAAGGGUAAGAUUGUGUUUAUAUUGUUUCCUAAAUUAGAUUAAAAGAUUCCUUGAAGGUGAAUGUAAGCUGGGGAUGGGGUAUGGUGUGUGCUGUGUCCCAAUCAACUGGUAAGCAUCUGAAUGCCACCUUUGUGUCAAAGAGACAGAUUCAUGUAGCUACAAGACAGCUGUUUACUGCUCAGGAAAAAACGGGACUGGUGGAUAAAUGCAUUUUCACAAGGGAAAAAAUGUCCCAGUUUCUAUGUCAGGGAAUUUAUUAAAGGGGAAGGUAAAGCCCCUCCCUCUGCCCCUCCCCGCCCCCCCCCCCCAUCUUAUAAGGCAGAAGGUGCUUGCCGGACAUCACCCGGUGCAGAGCACCUCUGACCAGCUGGCUUCUGGUUAUUCAGAUGCCUGCCCUCUAUCCCUCCUACACUACAGAGGGAGGGAAGCUUGCUCAAGAGGUAGAUUCCAGUUGGGGCAGGAAGAACACUUGGGUGUGACAGAUAACUGCAGGCUGCUUGGUUUUGGAGAAGUGGUGGUUGGCCUGCCUCAUUCCAGAGGUGCCCUUUUCGCUGCUUUCAGUGCAGAAUCCAGAUGGCUACUACCUGGUGCUGACCUAGACCCAGGGACAUCCCAAUGCAAGAGUUGGAGACUGAUGCCAGCCUGGUUCUCUGGAGCCCCGUGUUCACCAGAGGUCUCGUUCGAAUCCUCAGCUGCUUCACCAGGCUCCAGGUGAAGCAUCGUGUACUACUGCUAGACAGGAGGUGAGCAGCACCCAGGCUCACAUCUCUUCCUGCUCAGCAGCAGUUGUUGGUACCUGGGCACAGCCUCCCAAGCUCAGCUCAGCUGGCCAAGCCUGUGAGGCACGUAACUUGCCAAUAAGGCGCUUUUGCCCCAAGCAGAGCUGCCUGAACACAGGUACAUCGAUCCAUGCUUAUUUAAAAUUGUA